Messenger RNA from Klebsormidium nitens, 2999 nucleotides. The record is from the annotation of a GenBank genome assembly. Lineage: Eukaryota; Viridiplantae; Streptophyta; Klebsormidiophyceae; Klebsormidiales; Klebsormidiaceae.
GCUGAGAUUCAGAAGCAAGCUCAGACCGCUGUCACUGAAGCCUGAAGGAAGUUGAAGGUGGGGAGCAGAGGAUUCGCGCCGCUAUUGUGUCCUUCAAAAGGGCUGCAUUGCCAUUGAGGUUCUCUGCGACCCAGGACACCCGCUCAGAACCCCACUUUGACAGCACACGACCACCAUGGCAUUUGGGGGUGGCACUGGAUUCUCCUUCGGAGGUAGCAGUACCCCUGCAUUCGGCGCCAGUACCGGGGGGCUCUUUGGCACCAGCACAUCAACCCCCGCUUUCGGAUCGACCGCAACCCCUGCUUUCGGGGCCACUGCAACCCCUGCUUUUGGAUCCAGCACAUCCGCAUUCGGGGGGGCAGCGACCCCCGCGUUUGGCGCAAGCGCUCCCGCUUUCGGUGGGGCAGCAACCGGCUUUGGGGCGGGGUCCUCCGCCUUCGGAGGGGCCACUCCAGCGUUUGGCGCAAGCACACCCGCCGCAAGCGGUCUGACCUUCGGCUCCUCUGCCACGCCAGCGUUCGGUGGCGCCACAUCAGCGUUUGGCGCCACAUCAGCACCCUUCGGGGCGUCCACCCCUGCGCCUGUUCCCAGCACGCCAGCUUUUGGUGCAAGCACCCCCACCUUCGGGGGCGGGUUCGGAGCCUCUGCUUCCGCUUUUGGAUCCACGCCUAGUUCCACCCCUGCUUUCGGCGCUGCGCCCCUAGGAGGAGCAUCCGGUUCAGCCCCCGCAUUUGGAGCAACGGGGUCAGCAUUCGGUGGAAUGUCCGCUUUUGGGGGGGGCAGCAGCACACCCGCUCCCACCCCCUCGUUUGGCGCAGCUCCUUCCGCAGCAGCAGGGAUCGCCACCCCGAGCAGCACUCCCGCUUUUGGAUCAACUGCCACCCCCGCUUUUGGCGGCACGUCGGCAUUUGGAGCGGGAACCAGCGGGGGGCUCUUCUCAGGGUUUGGGAAGCCCACUGCCGCGGCACCUAGUCAGACACCAACCAGCGCACCUGCUACGGCGGUGCCAACUUUUGGCGCCACAGGGUUGGCGCAACCUGCCGCAAGCGCUCCUCUCUCAUUUGGCCAAACCGGUGCCGCUACUCCCGCCCCCCUGUUCGGUCAAACGGGUGCUUCGACCACCCCCCUGUUCGGCCAAACUGGUGCUUCGACCACCCCCUUGUUUGGACAAACUGGCGCUCCAACAACCCCCCUGUUUGGUCAGACGGCGCCCUCAACCACCCCCCUGUUUGGACAAACCGGCGCAGCUCCUGCAUCUACUGCAGCCUCGACACCGGCGUUUGGCGGAGGCAGUCUUUUCGGUCAAACUGGGGGGGUCCAAACCCCAGCACAAGCAACAACCCCCGCUUUUGGAGCCCCGUCUACGGGCGCUUCAGCAGCCGCGCCUAGUUUUGGAGUCACUCCCGCCCCCGCUGCCGCUACGACCCCCUUCAGUUUCACCCUCCCCACCCCAGGCGGCCAAUCCCAGGCCGCCACGUCAGCAGCCGCUACAACCCCCGCGCCUAGUUCCUCGGCUGCCACCCCCGCCGCAGGUCUCUUUGGUGCAAAAACGCCCGCCACGACUCCGGCCUCUACUGGGGGUUUCUCGUUCAGUGGCUUUGGAGCGGCUACUACCGCAGCAGGCCCUGUUUCGACGGGGGGCGGGCUUUUCGCGGGUAUCACGCCAGCCGCCCCGGCCGCCAGCAAGGCCCCCGCUACACCAGCUACCGCCCCUCAAAGCGCAGCGGGACUAUUUUCAAUGACUGGAGCAGCGACUAGUAGUGCUGCGGCAGGGUCUGUUCCGGCAUUUGGUGCGUCGGGGGCGGGGUCGUUGUUUGCAAAAGUCGGGGGGACUGAGUCAGCGGCGAAGGCGGCAAGCGCGCCAGCAACGUCGGGAGGCGGGCUGUUCAAUCUUGCUGGAACCGGGGCCGCAACUACUCCAGCAGUGAGCAAACCCGCUGCAACGACCGGCUUCGCCUUCCCAACCGCACCUACCACCGCCGCAGCAACCACUCCAGCCACGACGACUCCGGCCACCGCUGCUGCUGCCACGUCAGCGCCAGCUGUCGCGCCCACGACCGCCGGGCCUGUGACAGCUGUCGUGCCAAAACCUCCGUCCGAGAUCGUGGGAAAGAACGUCGAAGAGAUCAUCAUCGGCUGGACUGCCGAGCUCGAGACGCGGUGCGCUUCGUUUGCCAAGCAAGCGGGGGCGCUGAUGGACUGGGAUCGGCGCAUACUGAGCAACCGAGGGGUGCUCAUAAAGCUCGAGUCGGAGGUGGGGAAGGUGGUGGAGAGCCAACGCGCGCUGGAGAAGCAAUUGGAGCUCGUGGAGAUGCAUCAAGCGGAGGUUGAACGUGCGCUCGAGAGCAUGGAGUCUGCGGCGGCGCAGCUGUACCAGGAGGAGAAGCCGACCGUUCUGAUGGACGAUGCAGCGGCCACUAGGGACAGAAUGUACGAGCAAGCGGAGAUUCUCCAACAGGAGCUGGACCGGAUGGGGGAGGACGUCCGCGAGACCAUCAACAACCUUAACGCAGCACAGGUGGGCGACGGGGCUGCUGCGGCGGGUGGGAAUGCGCUCGACGUGGUGGUUCGCAUCUUGAACAACCAGCUCAGCUCGCUCGUGUGGAUCGACGAAAAGGCGCAAACGUUAUCAACACGGAUUGAGCAAUUAGCGGAGCAAGGUGCGAGCGCUAACGGCCGGUUUGACGGUAGCCAGUACUAGAGGGUCUUCGGGGUCUGAAUGCAAGCGUUGGUCGAUUGAAACUUCUGUCGAAGUGAAGAUUGCUUGUCUAUUAUACUACAACGCACGAGAUUGCUGUACAAGGACUCUUGAGUAAGUGAGUCCGUUACUUGCAUUAACUGAGUGGCCCAGUGGGGUCUACGAUCAUUGAAUCAGGUUUGCUUACUCGUCGGAUGCACGAGACAAUCUCAACGAUACAAGCUUCUUUGUCCGCAUGAGGUCGGAUGCCGCGGGCCUGACGUGACCCGGGUUCACAAUGUACAUCGAAUAUUGCGCCACU